AGGUCCAACAUCAGGCUCUUCUGACACUUGAUGUGUCUUCCUCUCUUCACACCAUGUUGCUCCUGGGAACAACCACUAUCUUCUUGCUGAUCUGCAUCUCAUGCCUUCUUCUCUUGGCUGCACGGAAAAGCAUAUCACAAAAAGAGAAGCAGCCUCCUGGUCCCUUCUCACUCCCACUUAUUGGAAACGUACUCCAUCUGGACCUGUGGAACUUGCCUGAAAGCUUGAAGAAGCUCAGCAAGAAGUAUGGUCCUGUUUUCACAGUACAUUUAGGCCCACAGAAGGUUGUGGUGCUAUAUGGCUAUGACGUUGUGAAAGAAGCUCUGAUUGAUCAGGCAGAUGAAUUCAGUGGAAGAGGCAUCCUACCGCUGUUUAGAAAACUCUUCCAAGGCACAGGCAUUGUGACUAGUAAUGGGGAGACCUGGAAGCAGCUCCGGCGAUUUGCACUCACCACCCUGCGGGAUUUUGGGAUGGGGAAGAAAAGCAUCGAGGAGCGAAUACAGGAGGAAGCUCGUUUUCUAGUGGAGAGGAUCAGGAACACACGUGAGCAACCUUUCAACCCUGGCGUCUUCCUCAUCCAUGCUGUUUCCAACAUCAUCUGCUCCGUUGUAUUUGGAGAUAGGUUCGACUAUGAGGACAAGAAAUUUCUAACUUUAAUUGAGUUGCUAGAGGAAAACAACAAGCUCCAGAACUCGAUACAACCACAGCUAUAUAAUGUCUUCCCAACUCUCAUGGAUUAUUUACCUGGGCCUCAUCAAAAACUCAUACAAAAUAUUGAAAAAGUUGAUCAAUUUGUUUUGGAAAUCAUAGCAGAACACCAGAAAACUCUGGAUCCCACUUGUCCUCGAGAUUUUAUUGAUGCUUUUCUGAACAAAAUGGAACAGGAGAAAGAGAAUAGUCACUCAGAAUUCACCGUUGAGACCUUGAGCAGAACCACACUCGACUUGUUCCUUGCGGGUACAGGGACCACCAGCAUCACACUGAGACAUGGACUUCUGAUUCUCAUGAAAUAUCCACAGAUAGUAGAGAAAAUUCAAAAGGAGAUAGACUGUGUGAUUGGCCGAAACCGAAGCCCCUGCAUGGCAGAUCGGAGUCAGAUGCCCUACACAGAUGCUGUGAUCCAUGAAAUCCAGAGAUUCAUUGAUUUCUUACCACUUAAUGUCCCACAUAGUGUGAUCAAGGACACCAAGUUCAGAGACUAUUAUAUCCCCAAGGACACAAUAAUAUUUCCUAUGCUGAGUUCUGUCCUACAUGAUAGCAAGGAAUUUCCAAAUCCAGAAAAAUUUGACCCAGGACAUUUCCUAAAUGCAAAUGGUACCUUUAAAAAGAGUGACCACUUCAUGCCAUUUUCUGCAGGAAAACGCAUAUGUGCAGGAGAAGGUCUGGCCCGAAUGGAGAUAUUCAUAUUUUUAACAUCCAUCCUGCAGAACUUCACUUUGAAAUCUGUCAUCGACCACAAAGACAUUGAUAUUUCCCCAUUAGUCAGCUCUCUGGCAAAUAUGCCCCGACCUUAUGAGGUUUCUUUUGUUCCACGUUAGCCGAGAAAAGACAGUUGCCAGCUCCCACAAUCAUGAAAGCUCUGGUUGAAGGACAGUCAUUGCCCAACCUGUUAAGGCUGAAAUACUCAGAUCAUUUGCUAGAUACUUUAUGGAGAGAAAUUUGCUUAGAAAAGAAAAGUGUAUGGUGCUUUUAUAAUCAACACAGCCAGCUCUGAACAGAGACUGAGUAGGCAAUUGCACUGGGAAGGAGACAGCUCCCUGUGCAAAUUUAUACAGGCUCUCCUCUGCACCUGCCUCACCUAGCUGUCCCUAUCACUUCAUCCUCUCAGCACAGCAGGAACAGAUGCCUGUACUCCAGGGUUUCCACAGACUCUGCCUGAGGUACCACUCUGCUCUGCAUUUUCAGUUUGAUUGUGACCUAUUUUUAAAGGUGAGCAUAAAACAGGGUGCAGUGUUUUUUUCUGUCAGAAGAUGAUCAUCUCCUGAAUUCUUCCCAAAUGUAUACUAUCUCCUGUGGUGAGGACGCUGUUUAUUGAUGACUGGACAGAAGAGUCCUCUUUUGUGUGGUCAUGAUGAAUGUCUGUGAAAACACAACUUAAAUUGCAAUAUAAAGUACAUUGAAUUGUU
This is a messenger RNA of Cuculus canorus (common cuckoo), 2126 nucleotides long. RefSeq names its product cytochrome P450 2H1. Gene Ontology annotation, cellular component: cytoplasm; intracellular membrane-bounded organelle. Lineage: Eukaryota; Metazoa; Chordata; Aves; Cuculiformes; Cuculidae. The record is from RefSeq and is a predicted model, not a curated record. Gene Ontology annotation, biological process: xenobiotic metabolic process. The transcript is spliced from 9 exons. Gene Ontology annotation, molecular function: heme binding; oxidoreductase activity, acting on paired donors, with incorporation or reduction of molecular oxygen, reduced flavin or flavoprotein as one donor, and incorporation of one atom of oxygen; iron ion binding. Bases 54 to 1538 code for a protein of 494 amino acids.